GCACCAAAAAGUAAUAAGCUUUUUUGUUUAUGUUUAAUCCAUUUAUUUAUCAUAUUAAUGCAUAAAAAACCAAUUUUUUUAAUAAAAAAUUCCUUCCUUUUUUCUUUCUUCGAAGUAUGCCCGGCUUGUAGCCUUCAAGUGGCAAACUUGUAGUAACACCACCAUCUCUUCACUUUUCUUGCGGUUCCUUCCCCAUUUAUAAAGGAACCCAGAUCUUGGCUUUGUGAAUGAGUUCAAAGAUGGGUUCUGGGGUUUGUGUAAUGGGUUUAUGCUUCUGGGUUUAUAUAUUCUGCUGCAGCUUCAUUUCUGUGAAUGCAAACAGUCUGGUUGGAGAUGCAAAUGUUGAAGGGACUGUUUUCAUAGAUGGGAAUAAAGCCAUUGGGAAGAUUGAUGACGAUUUUGUUUGUGCUACCUUAGAUUGGUGGCCUCCUGAGAAAUGUGACUACGGGACUUGCAGUUGGGGCCUGGCUUCUCUGUUCAAUCUGGACCUUAACAACAAUAUCUUUCUAAAUGCUGUAAAAGCUUUUGCUCCCUUGAAGAUUAGACUGGGUGGCUCUUUGCAAGAUAAGGUCAUAUAUGGCACUGAAGACGAUAAGGAACCUUGUGUUCCAUUUGUUCAUAACACCUCAGAGAUGUUUGGUUUCACUCAGGGAUGCUUACCCAUGCCCAGAUGGGAUGAACUCAAUGCCUUUUUCAAGAAAGCUGGGGCCAAGAUUAUUUUUGGACUCAAUGCUCUUACUGGACGGUCCAUACACUCUGAUGGUUCCGCUGUAGGACCUUGGGACUACAGAAAUGCCGAAUCUUUAAUUCGUUAUACUGUCAAAAAGAACUAUACUAUCCAUGGUUGGGAGCUUGGGAAUGAAUUAUGUGGAAGUGGAGUCGGGACAAGAGUUGCAGCAAAUCAGUAUGCACUUGACACUAUUUCGCUGCAAAACAUAGUACACGCUAUUUACAACGCAAUUGAGCCGAAGCCUCUAAUCAUAGCACCUGGAGGUUUCUUUGAUGCAAAUUGGUUCAAAGAAUUCUUAGAUAAAACAGGCAAUUCAUUAGAUGUUGCCACACAUCAUAUAUACAAUCUUGGGCCAGGGGUUGACCAGCACCUCGUUGAAAAGAUCCUUGAUCCAUCCUAUCUUGACGGCGAGGCUACUACUUUCAGUGACCUAAAAAAUACCCUCAGGAGUUCUCCAACUUCUGCCGUCGCCUGGGUUGGUGAAGCUGGAGGAGCUUACAACAGUGGUCAUAACCUUGUUACAAAUGCUUUUGUGUUUAGUUUCUGGUAUUUGGAUCAGCUCGCGAUGUCUUCUGUCUAUGACACAAAAACAUACUGCAGACAAUCAUUGAUAGGUGGAAAUUAUGGUUUGCUCAAUACUACCACUUUUGUGCCAAAUCCAGACUACUACAGUGCUCUUCUUUGGCACAGAUUAAUGGGAAGAAAUGUGUUGUCGACAAGUUUUUCCGGGACUAAGAAAAUACGUGCUUACGUUCAUUGUGCAAAGCAAUCUAAAGGAAUUACAUUGCUCCUAAUUAACCUCGACAACAGCACGACUGUUCAGGCAGAAGUAGCCUAUAACAGCACCAGAUCGUUGCGACAUAAACACAAGCAUCAUCAUAAAACAAAGCUCAUUAGGCUGCCUAGCGGUCUUGCAGAAGGCAGCAUGAGAGAGGAAUACCAUUUGACAGCAAAAGAUGGAAAUUUACACAGUCAAACCAUGCUACUAAAUGGAAACAUUUUAACUGUAAAUUCUUCUGGAGACAUACCUAGAUUAGAGCCUCUAUACGUAAAUUCUUCGAAACCAAUAUUCGUUCGCCCUUUCUCUAUUGUAUUUGCUGUUAUACCAAUUGUUUUCCCUGCUUGCGGAUAGAGAGAGCAGUACAUGGAACUCAAAAUUUGGUUCCAUUUAGUGAUUGACCAAAUAAGAGAUAGAAUGCAAAGUAAAUAUUGGAUUGUUUUUCUUUCUUGUUUCUCUUGUUGAAGAACACAAUGAAUUCUCUUUCA
Messenger RNA from Tripterygium wilfordii, 1996 nucleotides. RefSeq names its product heparanase-like protein 3. The coding region runs from base 228 to 1862 and encodes 544 amino acids. The record is from RefSeq and is a predicted model, not a curated record. Gene Ontology annotation, cellular component: plant-type cell wall; membrane. NCBI's taxonomy places the organism in Eukaryota, Viridiplantae, Streptophyta, Magnoliopsida, Celastrales, Celastraceae. The transcript is spliced from 9 exons. Gene Ontology annotation, molecular function: beta-glucuronidase activity.